AUGCCAAAGUGUUUCGUGAUUUACUACAGCUUGUAUGGGCACGUGGCAACGUUAUCUAAGCAUAUUCAAAAAGGAUUGGAAUCCAAAGGCAUUGAUGUCGAGGUCUAUCAGGUGCCAGAAACAUUAUCGGAUUCGAUUCUCGAGAAAAUGCAUGCUCCCGCCAAAACAGAUGAUCCCAUCAUUACCGUCGAUAAGCUAACGGAAGCAGAUGGCUUCAUGUUCGGUAUCCCAACUCGUUUUGGAACGAUGCCAGCACAAUGGAGAUCUUUCUUGGAUGCCACGGGUCGACUAUGGGCAUCCGGUGCCUUGGCUGGCAAAUUUUGUGGCACCUUUUUCUCAUCCGCUUCUCAACAUGGUGGGCAAGAAACCACUGCAUACAUGACAAUUCCAUAUCUUGCACAUCAUGGAAUCAAUUAUGUUUCUUUUGGAUUUGCAAAUGCAUCAUUGUUUAACAAUGACGAAGUUAUUGGUGGUUCAGCUUAUGGUGCUGGCACUGUUACUAAUGGUGAUGGAUCGCGUCAACCAAGUGAAACUGAACUUGCUAUUGCUCGUAAUCAAGCCGAGAACUUUGCCGACAUCCUUAACCAGUAUCAACGAGGCAAAGAGCUUAGCAGCAGUACUUCAGGUGAUGCUACGACAAAAGCAGCCGCCGAUAAUAAGCAACAAGUUGCAACAACAGAUAAAGCUGAUGAAAGUGGUGGUGGUGGUGCCGCUGCUGCCACUGGUGCCGCCGCUGGUGCAGCCGCUGGUGCUGGUGUUGGAGCUGGAGCUGCUGGUGUUGCUGCUGCCAAUAAUACUACAGCAGGUGCAGACUCUGAUGCAUCCAUUCGAUCCAUCAAAGCAGCGUCAACACAAAAGAACGCUAAUGGAAAUGAUAAAGAGACACCUGUGAUCACCACAACCAACCCUGAAGGCCAUACUGAAAGACCAGCUGAAACAACAGCAAAGACCGAAGAUGCUGGUGUGGCUCAAAGUGCUGCAGCUGCUGGUACUGCUGGAGCCGCUGGAGGUGCUGCAACUGCACCAGCUGCUGAAGGUCCAAAGGAAACAGCAGCAGCAACUACAGGUGGUCCUCAAGAUACUUCAGCUCAACCUCCUACAACAGAGCAACAACCUACAUCCACACAACCACCUCAACAGCCAAAGAAGAAAAAGAGCAAGCUUUGGAGGCUUUGUUGUGGUGCAGAAGGUCUUGAUUAA
Lichtheimia ornata is the source of this 1200-nucleotide messenger RNA. Its product is annotated as NAD(P)H:quinone oxidoreductase, type IV. The transcript is spliced from 4 exons. The record is from RefSeq and is a predicted model, not a curated record. The coding region runs from base 1 to 1200 and encodes 399 amino acids. Gene Ontology annotation, molecular function: FMN binding; NAD(P)H dehydrogenase (quinone) activity. Lineage: Eukaryota; Fungi; Mucoromycota; Mucoromycetes; Mucorales; Lichtheimiaceae.